Molecule: messenger RNA, 567 nt
Organism: Arachis ipaensis
Lineage: Eukaryota; Viridiplantae; Streptophyta; Magnoliopsida; Fabales; Fabaceae
Source: RefSeq, a predicted model, not a curated record
AUGACUUCAAUGAAGAAUGAGAAUGAGAGCAGUGUUCCAUAUUCUUCUUCUCCUUUGUCUGCCCAAAACCAAAGACCCAUGGAAAUUGCACCCAUGACAGCAGCCAACAACAACGCAAUCAGCACUGCCAUGUCCAGCAGACGCAGAAAGGACCGCCACAUCAAGGUGGAAGGCCGAGACCGCCGUGUCCGCAUGUCCAUCGCAUGCGCCGCCUUUGUCUUCCAACUCACUCGCGAGCUCAACAACAAGAGCGACGGCGAGACUAUUGAGUGGCUCCUCCGCCAAGCAGAGCCCUCCAUUAUCGCCGCCACCGGCCACGGUGUUCCACCCAUCAUCGGUAACCCCCCAGCCCCAGCGGCACCAGGAGAUAACCCCAUUCCCGCUUCUCAUUCAGUUCCGGUAUCUGCUUCUGCUUCUACUGCAGUUGCACCACCACCACCACCAGCACCACCAAGCGAGGAAAACGAGUUUGUCGACGAGGGUGCAAUAGAUGAGCCAUGUUUUUCAACCUUGGAUGAUUUUGAUUUGCUUGGCAACCCUAUCGACUGGGAUUUCAAUUUGAUGUAA